Messenger RNA from Fraxinus pennsylvanica, 432 nucleotides. The record is from the annotation of a GenBank genome assembly. Lineage: Eukaryota; Viridiplantae; Streptophyta; Magnoliopsida; Lamiales; Oleaceae.
AUGUCUGAGCAUUCCUCUGAAGUUGGUGGAUUGCUUGAAACGGAAGUCAAGUCACAGUUUGGUGCUUCAAGUCUCAUUAUUAUUUGCGAGGAUGUUAUUCUUAUUCGGUAUGUUGUGUUCACGCAUGAAACACAGGUUACUGGAGACCCUUUAAUCCAACGGAAAGAUGAUACUUCCGAGGCUCUCAAAUUAAGGCUGGAGGCAUUUCGCCAGCAAACUAAACCUGUGAGUGUUUACUAUCCGAGUUUCAUUGCAUAUAGGCAAUUGCUCAGUCAUAUCAAGGCUUUAGUUUCGAUUCUUAGCAGCUUUGACAAUCAAAAAUAUGUGCAGGUGAUAGAUUAUUAUUCAGAGAAAGGAGUUGUUGCCCAUAUCCAGGCUGGGAAACCAUCCAAAGAGGUCACAGCUGAGGUUCACAAAGUUCUGUCUGCCUGA